This is a messenger RNA of Pieris napi, 1445 nucleotides long. RefSeq names its product very-long-chain 3-oxoacyl-CoA reductase (gene spidey). Gene Ontology annotation, molecular function: oxidoreductase activity. The transcript has 7 exons. Bases 220 to 1167 code for a protein of 315 amino acids. Gene Ontology annotation, cellular component: endoplasmic reticulum. The record is from RefSeq and is a predicted model, not a curated record. NCBI's taxonomy places the organism in Eukaryota, Metazoa, Arthropoda, Insecta, Lepidoptera, Pieridae.
UAAAUAAACUGCCGUAGCAGAGAGCAGCCGCGCUAGCCGCUAUAAUAUUAUUUUGUGACGUUUUCGACUUCCAGCGCAUGUGAAGUGUGAACUUUCUUUGAACGUGAAACGUCAGCGCAGUGCGCAUGCGAUAAUUGUGUCAGUCGGCCGAGUGAAGUGUUUCACUCUUACACAUAAUAACCUAAAAUUAUAAACUAAAAAUUGUUUUAUUCAUAAAAUAUGGCUCACUACGGGUAUUUAGAAAAAUUAGGACUUGCAUUUGCAUUGGCAUUAUUAUUUUAUAUAGUUAAAUGUAUUGUAAAUGUGGUGUAUACUUAUGUUAUUGGACCUGUUGUAAAUAAGGUGGACUUCAAAUCUAAAGGAAAAUGGGCAUUGGUAACCGGAAGCACUGAUGGCAUUGGAAAGGAAUAUGCUAAAGAGUUGGCUGCCCGCGGCUGUGAUAUAGUUCUAGUCAGUCGUUCUAUGGAUAAAUUGAAAGCGACUGCUACGGAAAUACAAAACGACUACAAAGUGAAUACCAAAAUAGUUCAAGCUGACUUCAGCGAAGAGGGAAUUUACGACAAGAUCUCCAAAGAAAUAGCUGAUCUAGAAAUAGGAACCCUAGUCAAUAACGUUGGUAUCUCCUACAGUUAUCCUGAAUAUUUCACGGAUAUACCCGACUGGGAGAACACCGUAACAACAAUGAUAAGAGCGAACAUGGUAUCAGUGACACGGAUGACUGGUAUCAUCCUACCUGAUAUGGUGAAACGAGGCAAGGGUGUGGUCAUCAACAUCGGAUCUGGCUCUUCUCUCAUACCCAGCCCCUUGUUGACAGUCUACGCGGCUUGUAAGGCGUAUGUAGACAAAUUUUCCGAAGGAAUUGACAUGGAAUACAAUAAAAAGGGUAUUAUCGUUCAAUGCGUCCUUCCGGGUUUUGUAUGCUCGAAUAUGUCGGGUAUCCGUCGCGCUUCGCUAUUAGCACCCACUGCGAAGACUUUUGUAAAGUCUGCCAUCAGCCUCGUUGGCACCACGUCAAAAACAGUUGGUUACUUCCCUCAUGCUAUCUUCGUUAACACCAUCAACUCAAUUUACGGAAUGUCAGGGAGGUUUGCUGUCUGGCUGAUCACCAGGUCCAUGGAGAACACUCGUCGGAAGGCGUUGAAAAAGAGAGAGAAAAACAUUGCUUGAUACACUACAUGCGUUCGGAAUUAAAUUAUUUGACGUCAUCGAAAAAUAUACUUGACAGGCGUUUUUGCUAUGUACCAAACGUAUUUAAUAAGGUUUAUAAUGAAUAUUUAUGAGGAACAUAAUAGGUAUAUAUCUUCUUUAUUGAAAACCGCGUCAGGAGUUAGACAAAUAUAUGUUUUUUGGUACAUCAUUUCCUGAUAUAGUUUUGAAGCAUUUUAUUAUUUACUAUACUCUUAUAGAAUAUUAAGUGAAGUUUUUUAAACAUGAAUUAAAUUAUU